AUGGCCGCCACCUCAAACCACCUGGAUAGCUCCAACCGCGAACUCGACAUGACGGACUCGAUUUCCACUGCGGCACCAAACACGGACACAUCCAGCAACAAGAAGAGGCAUCAAGAAGCAAUGCCGGGCGACGAUUUUGAGACGGCCUCGAAGCGGGUCGAGGAGCCAUUGGAUGCCUUUGGCGAUGAAACCAAUGCCGAGAUCCAGUAUAAGACAAUGAGCUGGUGGCAGGCGUCAAUGGUCAUGGUUGCAGAGAACAUCUCGUUGGGCGUUUUAUCCUUGCCCGCCGUGAUCGCAACCGUCGGACUUGUUGCCGGCCUAAUUUCCAUCAUCGCUCUGGGCAUCUUUGCCAGUUAUUCUGGCUACGUUCUGUGGCAGUUCCGCAUGAGAUACCCUCAGGUCGCCAGUUAUACCGAUGUUGGCAGAGUCCUGGCUGGGCGUCUUGGCUACGAAAUCUUCAGUGCAGCAUAUGUCAUCUACUGUCUGUUCUUCAUGGCCAGUCACCUUUUGACCUUUACCAUUGCGCUCAACGUCUUGUCGAACCACGGGACGUGCACCAUUGUCUUUGGCAUCGUGGGCCUCAUUGUCUUUGCCCUGCUCACCAUUCCCCGAACGCUCAAGAACGUUUCAUUCCUGAGCAUUGUCAGCUUCAUCAGCAUCAUGUCGGCCGUGCUCAUCACCAUCAUUGCCCUGGCCGUAUCGCCCAAGGCGGCAUACGAGGAUAUGCAGGCCGUCUAUCACCCAAACUUCCCGACGGCCUUCAACGCCAUUUGCAAUGCCGUCUUUGCCUACGCCGGCCACGUCGCCUGGGUGAGCUUCAUCUCCGAGCUGCGCGACCCCAAGGACUUUCCCGUCGCCCUCGGCUCCCAGCAGCUGGUGCAGAUCAUUGUCUACACCAUUGUCUCCCUCGUCAUCUACCGCUACGCCGGUGUCGACGUGUCCAGCCCGGCCCUCAGCAGCACGGGCGAGGUUGUCAAGAAGGUCGCCUGGGGUAUCGCGCUGCCCACCAUCAUCAUUGCCGGCGUCAUCUUUGCCCACGUCAACGCCAAGUACAUUUACCUGCGCAUGUUUGCCGGCACAAAGUAUCUGCACAGCCGUGGUGUCGUCGCUACGGGGUCUUGGAUCGCACUCGGUUUUGGCACCUGGACCAUUGCCUGGAUUAUUGCCGAGUCCAUUCCCAACUUUAGCGACCUGCUUGGCUUUGUUAGUGCUCUGUUUGGCGCCUGGUUCUCCUUUGGCGUACCUGGCUUCCUGUGGUUGUACAUGAACCAGGGACUCUGGUUCCAAAAUUGGCGCAAGAUAGGCUUGUUCUUUAUGAAUGUCACGCUCAUCAUUCUCGGCUUCAUCAUUUGUGGUGUAGGCCUAUACUCGUCCGGAUGGUCCAUGGCACAGGACAGCUCUGGCCUGGUCUGGUCUUGCGCUGACAACAGCUCAUAA
Pestalotiopsis fici W106-1 is the source of this 1437-nucleotide messenger RNA. RefSeq lists its product as uncharacterized. Gene Ontology annotation, cellular component: vacuolar membrane. The record is from RefSeq and is a predicted model, not a curated record. Gene Ontology annotation, molecular function: amino acid transmembrane transporter activity. The coding region runs from base 1 to 1437 and encodes 478 amino acids. The transcript has 2 exons. Gene Ontology annotation, biological process: amino acid transmembrane transport. Lineage: Eukaryota; Fungi; Ascomycota; Sordariomycetes; Amphisphaeriales; Sporocadaceae.